Molecule: messenger RNA, 2217 nt
Organism: Diaporthe amygdali
Lineage: Eukaryota; Fungi; Ascomycota; Sordariomycetes; Diaporthales; Diaporthaceae
Product: elmo ced-12 family protein
Exons: 1
Coding region: 1-2217 (738 amino acids)
Biological process (GO): cell motility; actin filament organization
Cellular component (GO): plasma membrane
Source: RefSeq, a predicted model, not a curated record
AUGGACCAGGCAGAUGUCCCGGCGCUGCUAGCGCGCCUGGCCAGCGACGAGGAUGCCUCCCGGAAAAUGGCUGUGUUCAAGCUCCAAUCCUCUAUCAACGACCCUGCCUUCGCCGACGUCUUCAUCUCCUCGGGCGGCCUCGUCAUCCUGCGACGUCUUAUCAUGAGCACCGGUGGCAACACCCUCGCGUACUCGCUACAAUCCUUGAGCAGGCUGCUUGAGGUCGACAUGGGAUGGGACAUAUUCGAGGGCCACAUGGCCACCGACCUUGUUGAGCGCAUCGUAGAGCUCAUCGUCAUGAACCCCCUGGUCAACAUCCUGAGAGGUGCAAUGUCCAUACUGGUUGCGCUCGUCUCCCACUCGCAGUCGGCUCCCAGGACCAACCACAUCGCCGCCUCUGUGAAAGGCCCUAGUUCAUAUGGCUUUCGCGCCCUCAAGCCCGCCGUCGCCGUCUACCCUCAGCUUUUCGAGCACGUCAUCUCUCAGCUCCAAUCCGCCGACCACGCCCUUUGCGCCAAUGCAUUGAUGCUGAUCAACGCACUCAUACGUGACGCCGUGUCGAAGGAAGAACCGCGCAGUACUGCAAACGGGGCACGGUCAGGCGCGAAUGAGGAUUGGUCAAAGUUCAUAAAAAAACUACAGGAUCUCGGUCUGAUCAAGGCUGUAUACAACCUGAUGCAGAGCUCGGCAAUGCAGGACCUUGCCCAGCCUCUACUUGAAUUCCAAUCACUUACGAAGGUGCUCCUGAGGAGGUGGAAAGAGGUCAAGGUCGAUCUGGAGCGACCCGAGCACAGGAGAGCACUGAAAGGUCUGCAUCUUGCCAGCGCGCCAGAUAAGUCGUUUGGCAACGGGUCCGGCUCUACCACCCCGGUGAUGAUGGACGGCGAGAAAGGUGGCAGGAAACACAACCCAGAAAAGUGGCGCAGGCUUGGUUUUGAAACAGAGAGCCCAGCAUCAGAAUUUGGCAUUGCUGGGUUCCUGGGCAUGAUGGACCUGACGGAUUACGUGCGCAAGAACGAAGACGGAUUCCAGAAAAUGCUUUUGGAGCAGUCGACGAGACCACUGAGCGAGAGAUGUCCAGUCGCACGUUCGAGUCUGGCAGUUACGACAAUGCUUUACGAGCAUUUUGAGGUGAACAAGGCAGAUCUUGAGGAUACGAAGGGCUACCAAGCGCUUGAGAAUGCCAAAAACAACGACAAAGUUUUCAGGCCUCUGUUACUACAAUGGUCGCGGUUGCACACUGCUGGUCUCCAUGCUUUCUUCCGGUUGUGGAAGGCAACAGGCGCAGAGAGGGACGAUUUUGACAAGGUGGCUGAGCUGGUCCGAAUACUCAUCGAACAGGUGGUCGGUCAAGCGAGUAGGAUGAAAGACGUGGUGGAGGUUGAAGAAGAGCUCCAGGAGCAAGACUGUGCGCGACUACGGGAACUACAGAUGGAGCUUCUCGAUUUGUCAUUUGACGACCAAUGGGGCCAGCACCUCUACCAGGUGCGUGAGGAGCUGAAACACGAAGCGUUGUCUUUCGUAAAGGAACAGCGCAUUCGCUGUCUACUCCAAGGGGCUUGGUCUUCCAGGCCGUUGCCACGGCGCGAUCAGCCGGAGCACCAACAAGAUGAUGGCUCGGGAAAGAAGAAGCUGUACCAGCCAAAGCCAUGGAGGUUCGCGAAGCUGUCUCACAACAGACGCUAUCUUCACUACGCCGACUUCGCGGAGAAGAUGGAGCCAGAUCCUGGCCUCGACUCUCUUGCCGAGAAAAUCGACCUGAGCACCAUCAGCUCAGUGGUCUCCAAUGUGUCUGCCCCUAACGAGGACGUCCGGAGUGUAUCUAGCGGAUCUACGCUCAAGAACCAGGCGGCGAACCCUGGCGCGAUGGCAGGCACCAAUGCCGCGCCGAAGACGACGACAAAGAUCACCAUCUACAGCUACGUGAGGCCGGAGGAGGCGGCGAAGGGUGGUGACACCAAGGAGCAGGCCAUCCUGACUCUGUUCCCUCUUAACCACUCUCUGGCGUCUGAGUGGCUGGACGGCCUGCUCAUGCUGCUUAACCAGGCGCCGAUCACGGCGGAGACAAACAAGCUGGUGACGCUGGUGAGCGAUUACGGCCUGAAGAUCAGGCUGCUUAAUGUGAGGGUGGAUGCGGUCUAUCAGGGGCCGCCACCAGGAGCCGGCGUGGUGCCGAGCAGGGAAGGGUUGGACGAUGAUUACUUCUAUGAGGUUUAG